This is a messenger RNA of Drosophila kikkawai, 939 nucleotides long. RefSeq lists its product as uncharacterized. Lineage: Eukaryota; Metazoa; Arthropoda; Insecta; Diptera; Drosophilidae. The record is from RefSeq and is a predicted model, not a curated record. Gene Ontology annotation, cellular component: nucleus; transcription regulator complex. Gene Ontology annotation, biological process: regulation of transcription by RNA polymerase II.
UAAAUGAACUCAUUAAAUUAGAAUAAAGUUAAUAAAUUCCACUUAAACAUUUUUAUUUUGUUGUUCACAUGCUAACAUAUUGUAUCAAUCGAAAGCUUACUGUACCCUGCGUGGUAAACAAACAUGGCAUUAACAACAGAUCGUAACACAAGAAAUUAGGAAUAUACUUUUAUAAAAAACAAGAAACUAAAGAUUUAAAACUAAGAAACAAUGCGGACCAGCUACAAAAAGAACCGGCCCUUCGACUUCAAGCUCAUUUCCUUGGUAGAACCCAAUCCCGUGCUCUACAAACGAUCCGGACUCUCGAACUACGAAGCCAUGAAGGCCAAAACGGACAUUUGGGCCCAGAUUUCGCAAAAAAUGGGUUGCGAUGUGGACUUUUGCCUGAUGCGCUGGAACAACCUUCACUACCAGUUCCGCAAGGAGUUUCGUCGGGCGGACACCAGUGGCUCCACCUGGCCCUACCUGGAACGCCUCCGUUUCCUGGCCGACAGCCAGCCGCGUCCCAAAGCCAGAAGCAAAGCCAAAGCCAAGGAUUCCCCAGACAAGGAGGCCACAGAUAUUAACGAAAAAGAAACCACCGUCCAGUUCCUGUGGGAGACGUACGAAGAUGGGGAAAUAACGCAAACACCAAGCACAUUUAUCAUAGAGGAGAUCGUCGAGGAGCCCAGCGAGCAGAUCAUCCAGGAAGAGAUCAUAUACGAGGAGGAAGAGGAGCCCCCCCAACCAGCGCAGAUACUGUCUCCCCAAAGCAGCUACCUCCAGAUGGACCAAGUCCUCGCCCAGCUCAAGGAACCCCAGCGAAAGCGGGCUGAGCGCAGAAUCACCGCCUUCCUGCUCAAGUGCCAGCUGCGUGCCUUAAGUAAUCAGUCCGUGGAGGACCUGGUCAUAUAGCUUUACAUACUCUCUUUAACUUUAUUAAAAAAACAUAAACUUAGA